Messenger RNA from Conger conger (European conger), 4500 nucleotides. Its product is annotated as patr class I histocompatibility antigen, A-108 alpha chain-like. The record is from RefSeq and is a predicted model, not a curated record. The transcript is spliced from 9 exons. Gene Ontology annotation, cellular component: external side of plasma membrane. NCBI's taxonomy places the organism in Eukaryota, Metazoa, Chordata, Actinopteri, Anguilliformes, Congridae. Bases 62 to 1435 code for a protein of 457 amino acids. Gene Ontology annotation, biological process: immune response.
GGUACUGUGGGAGACGGUCAUUCCGCAAGAAACACUUCAACUUCAAUAACAUGUUGCCAGAAUGAAGAAGUUGAUUUCAAUCACGCUGAUCCUAUACGGCAUCCACGCUACUUAUGCAGCCUCUCACUCUAUCAAGUACUUCUACACUGCUGUCACAGCGGGUAUUGACUUCCCAGAGUUCACUGCUGUGGGUCUGGUGGAUGAUGAGCCGUUUGUGUACUAUGACAGCAAAAUCACAACGACGAUCCCCAAGACUGAGUGGAUGAAGAAGAAUGUGGGAGAAGAUUACUGGGACAGAGAGAGUCAGAAGUUCCUUGGUUCACAGCAGACCUUCAAAGCCAAUAUUGGAAUUGCCAUGCAGCGCUUCAACCAGACUCAGGGUGUGCACACUGCUCAGGUCAUGUACGGCUGUGAGUGGGAUGAUGAGACCGGGGCCACAGGAGGGUUUGAUCAGCAGGGAUACGACGGUGAAGACUUUGUUGCUUUAGACACAAAAACCUGGACGUACAUUGCACCUCGGCCGCAGGGGGAGAUCACUGCACGGAGGUGGAAUAAUGACGGAGCUAAGAUUGAGAACUGGAAGCAGUACACAACCCAGAUCUGUGUUGAAUGGCUGAAGAUGUACGUGAGCUACGGGAAGAGCACUCUGGAGAGGAGAGUUCAGCCUGAGGUCUCUCUACUGCAGAAGGACACCUCCUCUCCUGUUACCUGUCAUGUGACCGGAUUCUACCCCCGUGCUGUCAUGGUGACCUGGAAGAGAGACGGACAGGACCUGGAUAUGGGCGUAGAGCGGGGGGAGACGGUGCCCAAUGGGGACGGAACGUUCCAGACCAGGUCUCACCUGCGCGUGAAGCCUGAGGACUGGAAGAGGAACACAUACACCUGCACUGUGCAGCACAAGAGCCUGGAGGAUGAGAUAAUUCUGCCUGUCACAGAGGAGAACAUCAAGAGCAACAAAGAGAUUCAGCCUGAGGUCUCUCUACUGCAGAAGGACACCUCCUCUCCUGUUACCUGUCAUGUGACCGGAUUCUACCCCCGUGCCGUCAUGGUGACCUGGAAGAGAGACGGACAGGACCUGGAUGUGGACGUAACGCUGGGGGAGACGGUGCCCAAUGGGGACGGAACGUUCCAGACCAGGUCUCACCUGCGUGUGAAGCCUGAGGACUGGAAGAGGAACAGAUACACCUGCACUGUGCAGCACAAGAGCCUGGAGGAUGAGAUCAUUCUGCCUGUCACAGAGGAGAACAUCAAGAGCAACAAAGACCCGGAGAGUGGCUCCAUGGGCAUCAUCAUUGGCUGUGUUCUGGGCGCUCUCCUCCUCAUCAUCGCCGUCAUCGCUGUCUUCAUCUGGAGGAAGAGAACCUCAGGCUACGGGAAGACUAGCACCGCUGACACUGAUUCUGCGAACUCUGACCAACCUGCAAUAAAAGCCUAAGAUCAGUGAAGACUAAUGCACAGGGAUACCACACUUGCGCCAUCACCCAGUGCAAGGAACCUUGGCGUGGUGAUGGACAGCAGACUGUUCCUUUCCGAGAACAUUGCGGCGGUGACACGGUCAUGCAGGUUCUUCCUAUACAACAUACGGAGAAUCCGCCCCUUUCUCACCCCCUACUCGACCCAGCUCCUGGUCCAAGCGAUGGUUCUGUCCCGCCUGGACUAUUGCAAUUCCCUCUUGGCUGGCCUCCCUGCGUCCGUCAUCAGACCCCUCCAACUUAUCCAGAAUGCAGCAGCUCGUCUGGUCUUCAACCUUCCCAAAUACUCACACGUCACCCCCCUGCUUACUUCCCUCCACUGGCUGCCUGUCAUUGCUCACAUCAAAUUCAAAACAUUGGUGCCACCUCACGCUCACGACUACUGUCUGUUCUGGCUCCACGGUGGUGGAACAAACUCCCCGUUGAGGUCAGAACUGUAGAAUCUCUCCCCACCUUCAAGCGCAAACUCAAGACGCACCUCUUCAAGCAGCACCUCUCCCUGUCCCUCCCUACCUCCCUGUGAACCUUUCUGUGAUUUACUUUUUUGUGUAUCAGUGUUUUUAGUUUGGCUAGGUAAGCAGUGUUUGGCUAGUUAAGGGGUUUGGUCAUACUUUUGCAUUUGUUUGUUUAUUUGUUUGUUUAUAAAAAUAAAUAAAAUAAAAAUCAAAUAGGCCCUGGUCCUUAUCUUUGUUGUGCAGGUAGCAGUUGAAAUUGUACUUCCCUCUAGGGUCUUUCAGCGCACUAAUCCCUGGUUAUGGGUAUGCACUUUGUUGUAUGUCGCUCUGGAUAAGAGCGUCUGCCAAAUGCCAUUAAUGUAAUGUAAUGUAAUGGUUAGUUCCCGAGAACCUUCCCUAUUUUUAUUGCUUGGAUCCACUUCUGUUUAGUGGAGCGAGUGGCAGAGUUUGGCGCUUAAGGUUUAGCCCUUUCGAGACUGCCGGUCAAAAAUCCUGUUUCGUUUUUCCUAACCGUUAUAGUCAGAUUUUAGGUUAGCAUAUAGCCGGGGAGUUUGGUUCCCUUUUUUAGUUGUUUUCUCACACAAAACUCGGCCACUUCUUUGGGGAUUUCGUGCUAGUUUGCACUUUCACGGUUUUGUUUCAGUGGGUAGUUUGCCAGGGAGUCUCUCCCAUUUUCUGUUUUAUAUUCCUCGCCUAUUUUAGUGGUUAUCCAACUUACCAUUGGUAACUUUGUGAUCCCUUCCCAGUCGCUCUUGGUCUCCUGCCCCUGCUCCCUCACACCUGUAUGUAACAAGGUUGAAUGGUAAAUAUUUGUUUCUACAACAAUAACAAUAGAAAUAGUUCUGGCUCCAUCCCUGCAGGCCUGUAGCCCUGUAAUAGACUGUGGAUCCAGAGCAGCCAUGGCUGCCAUUUGUGGCAGCCAUUUUGUGCUACAAGGCUCUGCUGAUAUCAGAUGCAGGCUAGAGGUAGUAAUUGCAGUCCAUUACUGCAGCAGGUGGGCAGAGCUUUUUGGCUGACCUGUAGAUCUUCUGCUAAUACUGGAUUAAGGGUCAUUUAACACGAAAAUUGAGUGCUCAUGCUGUUCUCUUUCUUCAUAUUCUCUUAAUUUUUCACUAUGUACAUAUUGUAUAGAUGAGAGUGCUUGUGUUUAACUGUGUGUGUAAUGCACUGAAUAAUGAGAAUCAACUCCCAGCCCAAAACAGACAGGGACCCACAAUAGAACUGAAGUACAGACCAGCAGGUGUCCAUUUUAACACGACACAGCUCUGUUGUAAUGUUCCAUAAUGAGGCAGGUAACAUUCAGCAGGAGCCUCUACACAAAUACUCAUUUACUUGCAGAUUAGACCACAACAAAACAUUUUGUAUUGGACCGCACAAAUCAUUCUCCACUGAUUAAUUGGUUUAUCAUUAAAAUGUCUUGUUUAAUAUCAACUUCAAACUGCAUUUCCAUGUAACCCGGAUGUAGCACAAAGCACAUGAUUUCUAACGGGCAUUGUCGUAUGUUUCCCUGUGUCGGGAAAUUAUAUACAUUUAAACGUUUUGGCUUCAGUAGAUUCCUGUGAUUCUAAGCCACCCUUAAUUAUCAGGCUAGAUAAACGUGCUUAAUUAGUCAUUGAUAAAUGAGUAACAGUGGUUUUAACAGGUUGUACUGUCAGUAUAAAUGAGUAACAGUGGUUUUAACAGGGUGUACUGUCAGUAUAGAUGUUCACACAGUUUGCACAAGCUCUCAUGUUUUUUGUUAUUGUUCUGUUUUUAAAUGUUUGAGUUGUUAAUAUGUUUAAUCUGAAGGGGUUUUUAAAUUGACAAUUGAAUUCUAGGUUUUAAUAUUUUUGGAUGUAAUUUGGUGGUGGGUAAGAAAAUUUCAGAUUCUGAAGUUCAGAUGAGAUUGAAUCUGAAUGAAUUAUCAAUAAUAAUAGCUUAUAUCCAUCCAUCCAUCCAUCCAUCCAUCGUCACCCGCUUAUCCGGAGUAGGGUUGCGGUGGCAGUAGGCUAAGCCGGGUAUUCCAGGCGUUCCGGCUCAGCUCCCUCUUCACCACGACGGUCUGGUGCAAUGCCCGCAUUACUGCUGACGCUGCACCGAUCCGCCUGUCGAUCUCACACUCCCUUCUACCCUCACUCGUGAACAAGACCCUGAGAUACUUGAACUCCUUCACUUGGGGCAAUGACUCGUUCCCAACCCGGAGGGAGCAAUCCACCACAAAAUAAUGUGGAAUAAUAAUUUUUCCCAAGUUAAAAGGAAGUUCUUUCGAUUCAAAGUCAGUAUGAUAGAUCUUGAUAUUGUACCAUUUGAUUGUAUGACAAAAAAUAAACAUGAAAAAUCACAAGGUUAGCUUGAUGAAAUUGAUUGACAUUAACAAACAUUGUUUAAGUUUUUACAAGUGUUUGUAAAAUGACCUGAUUAAGUAAAGGGGAGAAACUGUUUUAAAGUGUGCUUUUUACAAACAAUAGUCAACCUACAGUUCAAUUGAGGGUCAAUGCGUUUGUUAUCAGAUCUGGGUUCAGUUUUGUUUUGGAUUCAAAUACUUUUCUGUCCUCUGUUGAUCUUGCAAAUGUAUUAAAAAUCUAAAACUGAAA